Sphaeroforma arctica JP610 is the source of this 707-nucleotide messenger RNA. RefSeq lists its product as hypothetical. Bases 61 to 516 code for a protein of 151 amino acids. Gene Ontology annotation, molecular function: transcription coregulator activity. Lineage: Eukaryota; Ichthyosporea; Ichthyophonida. The record is from RefSeq and is a predicted model, not a curated record. The transcript has 2 exons. Gene Ontology annotation, cellular component: nucleus; Z disc.
CAAAGAGAUCACUUCCGGUGCCGAGAGUGCAAGUCGCAUCUGUCAGAUUUGCCCUUCAUCAUGGGCGAUGACGGCCACGUGUACUGUGUGAGUGACUAUGCGAAGAAGUUCGGGGAUGUCUGUAAAGUGUGCGACACUCCCAUACUGCCGAGCGAGACCACAGUCAAGGGGGGCGAGUUUGCCUACCAUGUGGAGCAUUUUGUAUGCUUCCACUGCAAACUGAGCCUGGUGAACCAGAGCUUCAUCCAGAAAUACGACAACAUAUACUGCCUUGCAGACUUCUACAAUAUCAUCGCGGACAAGUGCGAGAAAUGCAAUACGCCUGUACAGGACUCCGAUUUCAUCGAUGCCAUGGGCUCGUCUUGGCACGUGGAGUGUUUUGUGUGCCACCGGUGCAAAGCAUCGCCAGAUUGCGCGGAGGGUAUGUACGAGCAUGACGGAGCACCCUACUGUCACAAGUGCUAUAAGGAUAUACGGACUGAGGUGUACGAGAAGACCGGCGUGGAGUUGCCCUAAGUGCCUGUGACAUUUAGAGGUCUAGAGGUCGAGACUGGUCGCCAUUGCCGUGCGUCGUAUAGAGCGCUUGAUAGAGAACGUACUAAUAGUGAGAAAGAGCGUAUGGAGGUAUCCUAACUCCAUAGCCAACUAUCAUCAGGCCAAACUGCAGGCGCGAAAAUUUAAGUUAAUAAAUAUAAUAUAAAAUUGCA